Messenger RNA from Darwinula stevensoni, 1471 nucleotides. The record is from the annotation of a GenBank genome assembly. NCBI's taxonomy places the organism in Eukaryota, Metazoa, Arthropoda, Ostracoda, Podocopida, Darwinulidae.
AUGUAUGUGCGAGUUCUAUUGCUACCUGGGCCAGAGUGGGCAUAUAGUGGACAUCGUAGUCCCUUCGUGGUCACUUCCAAUGACCACGAAUUGACACCGGAAGUUCUAACAUAUUCAUGGCAAGGCUUUGAACGGUUCUUCCAAGUUCGCAACUGUCAUGACCACGGAAUGGAAGCACUAGAAGCGGCCAUUGGGCAUUGGCAGGAUGCUCAAGCAGCUCUUCAAGUUGGGGACGCCCUUCCUUCGGUCAUGGACGUGGAGCUAACCAGACGACUUGAGAGUCUCAUCGACGAGGCGUACAAGCUUCAAGAUGUCUGCGAGCGGCUCUUUUUGCACCAGCGGGCACCUGCUGGCUCCUAUCUCAUUUCCUCUUUGAAUGACCAAUGGAAGCAUUCACGCACCUGCCCAAAUGGGGAGGGAGGAGCGAGCUUGCGGAAUCGUACCAACUCCCUGCUGUUCACCAGGAACAGUCCACAACCGACGCUGACCUCGUCUCGGGCCACGGGCAGCCUCUCGAGCCUCGAUUCCUUCUUCUCCGCCCAAUCCGACGUCGGCUAUCAUUGGGAAGAUGCCUUGGUUGACCUCUCGCAGCUGGAGCUGUACGAAGCCGCCGCGAAAGUGCUGGUCGAAGACGGGAUUCCCUUCAGGGCGUUGAGGACGGAGAUGGUGGGAGUGACGAGCGACCAGGAAUUCCUCAUCAAAGUUCAUUGCAUCCGUCUCGGCUAUAGGAUUCUCUUCGAGGACUCCGGGGCUGCCAGCUGGUUUGCUUCGCGAUCCAGACAGAUCGUCUCGCGUUUAUUCUGCAUCGCCGACAAGGACCCGACGGAAUUCCAGAGUUGCUUCGACAUCAUGAUGGCAUACCUGAGUACGGAAGAAGGGAGGCAGCAGAUGAACGCGGAGCUUCGAGAGAGAGGCCUCAAGGCUGUCACCUUCUACGAUGUCAUCCUCGACUACGUCAUGGAGGCAUUCGAGAUCCUGGAAGAUCCUCCUUCGUCCAUCGUCGCCGUAGCGAGGAACAGGUGGCUGUCCGAUCGCUUCAAGGAAUCUGCCUUGUCUGCCAGCAUUUGGUCAGCCUUGCAGAUGAAGAGGAAGUGCUUGAGUUCUAGUACAGGGUACCAGGCCAAAUUCUACGACAUUCUCAAUCAUUUCGUCCCAGUUGUGGCCUGGGGAUUCCUGGGGCCGAACGAACACCUUCGACACACCUGCCUCAUCUUCAAGGAGGAGGUGAUGACGUAUAUAAGGAACAUUUUUUCAUUCCACAAAGUCCAUUACACAACAGUUGAACAAGUCGCUCUUGAUCUCUGGGCUCUGGCCAAGACACGCUACGACUCCCUCUGCCAUCGUCUUGCCAUCUCGCCUCUCCCAUCUUGACUGUGAUAUUUGAUUAGCUUGGACCUGUAUCAGUUUGAAUUUUUUUCCUGAUCAUGUGACUUUAAAAAUGGUGCUGAUAUGGAAAUGUUUGCCUGUAGGA